Molecule: messenger RNA, 3327 nt
Organism: Tupaia belangeri chinensis (Chinese tree shrew)
Lineage: Eukaryota; Metazoa; Chordata; Mammalia; Scandentia; Tupaiidae
Gene: TRPV4
Product: transient receptor potential cation channel subfamily V member 4
Exons: 15
Coding region: 29-2644 (871 amino acids)
Biological process (GO): osmosensory signaling pathway; actin filament organization; calcium ion import across plasma membrane
Cellular component (GO): plasma membrane; cilium
Molecular function (GO): protein binding; calcium channel activity
Source: RefSeq, a predicted model, not a curated record
GAGUCGUGCAGACCGAUCUGGGGCUGGCAUGGCGGAUCCUGGUGAUGGCCCCCGUGCAGGGCCCGGGGAGGCAUCUGAGCCUCCCGGGGAUGAGAGCGGCACCCCUGGCGGGGAGGCCUUCCCCCUCUCCUCCCUGGCCAAUCUGUUCGAGGGGGAGGAUGGCUCUCCUUCGCCCUCAUCAGCUGACGCUGGUCGGCCCCCCGGCCCAGGCGAUGGGCGGCCGAACCUGCGAAUGAAGUUCCAAGGUGCCUUCCGCAAGGGGGUCCCCAACCCCAUCGACCUGCUGGAGUCUACCCUGUAUGAGUCCUCCGUGGUGCCUGGGCCCAAGAAAGCGCCCAUGGACUCGCUCUUCGACUACGGCACCUAUCGCCACCACCCCAGUGACAACAGGCGGUGGAGGAAGAAGAUCGUUGAGAAGCAGCCGCAGAGCCCCAAGGCUCCCGCGCCCCAGCCGCCCCCCAUCCUCAAAGUCUUCAACCGGCCCAUCCUCUUUGACAUCGUGUCCCGGGGCUCCACUGCAGACCUGGAUGGGCUGCUUCCCUUCUUGCUGACCCACAAGAAGCGCCUGACCGAUGAGGAGUUCCGGGAGCCAUCCACGGGGAAACCCGCCUUGCCCAAGGCCCUGCUAAACCUGAGCAACGGCCGCAACGACACCAUCCCGGUGCUCCUGGACAUCGCAGAGCGCACCGGCAACAUGCGCGAGUUCAUCAACUCACCCUUCCGCGACAUCUACUACCGAGGUCAGACGGCCCUGCACAUUGCCAUCGAGCGCCGCUGCAAACACUACGUGGAGCUCUUGGUGGCCCAGGGCGCCGACGUGCACGCCCAGGCUCGCGGGCGCUUCUUCCAGCCCAAGGACGAGGGGGGCUACUUCUACUUCGGGGAGCUGCCUCUGUCUCUGGCCGCCUGCACCAACCAGCCCCACAUCGUCAACUACCUGACGGAGAACCCGCACAAGAAGGCCGACAUGCGGCGGCAGGACUCGCGAGGCAACACGGUGCUGCACGCGCUGGUGGCCAUCGCCGACAACACCCGCGAGAACACCAAGUUUGUCACCAAGAUGUACGACCUGCUGCUGCUCAAGUGCGCCCGCCUCUUCCCCGACAGCAACCUGGAGGCCGUGCUCAACAACGAUGGCCUGUCGCCCCUCAUGAUGGCCGCCAAGACCGGCAAGAUCGGGAUUUUUCAGCACAUCAUCCGGCGAGAGGUGACCGACGAGGACACACGCCACCUGUCCCGCAAGUUCAAGGACUGGGCCUACGGGCCGGUGUACUCCUCGCUCUACGACCUCUCCUCGCUGGACACGUGUGGGGAAGAGGCCUCGGUGCUGGAGAUCCUGGUGUACAACAGCAAGAUCGAGAACCGCCAUGAGAUGCUGGCGGUGGAGCCCAUCAACGAGCUGCUGCGGGACAAGUGGCGCAAGUUCGGGGCUGUGUCCUUCUACAUCAACGUGGCCUCCUACCUGUGCGCCAUGGUCAUCUUCACCCUCACCGCCUACUACCAGCCGCUGGAGGGCACCCCGCCAUACCCUUACCGCACCACCGUGGACUACCUGAGGCUGGCUGGCGAGAUCAUCACGCUCUUCACUGGGGUCCUAUUCUUCUUCACCAACAUCAAAGACUUGUUCAUGAAGAAAUGUCCUGGAGUGAAUUCUCUCUUCAUCGAUGGCUCCUUUCAGCUGCUCUACUUCAUCUACUCUGUGCUGGUGAUCGUGUCUGCAGCCCUGUACCUGGCAGGGGUGGAGGCCUACCUGGCCGUGAUGGUGUUUGCCCUGGUCCUGGGCUGGAUGAACGCCCUUUACUUCACCCGCGGACUGAAGCUGACAGGCACCUACAGCAUCAUGAUCCAGAAGAUCCUCUUCAAGGACCUUUUCCGCUUCCUGCUGGUCUACUUGCUCUUCAUGAUUGGCUACCGUGCCGCCCCGCCCUCCCUCCUGAACCCGUGCGCCAACAUGAAAGUGUGCAGUGAGGACCAGGCCAACUGCACGGUGCCCACCUACCCCUCGUGCCGCGACAGCGAGACCUUCAGCACCUUCCUGCUGGACCUCUUCAAGCUGACCAUCGGCAUGGGCGACCUGGAGAUGCUGAGCAGCACCAAGUACCCGGUGGUCUUCAUCGUGCUGCUGGUCACCUACAUCAUCCUCACCUUCGUGCUGCUGCUCAACAUGCUCAUCGCGCUCAUGGGCGAGACGGUGGGCCAGGUCUCCAAGGAAAGCAAGCACAUCUGGAAGCUGCAGUGGGCCACCACCAUCCUGGACAUCGAGCGCUCCUUCCCCGUGUUCCUGAGGAAGGCCUUUCGCUCCGGGGAGAUGGUGACCGUGGGCAAGAGCUCGGACGGCACUCCAGACCGCAGGUGGUGCUUCAGGGUGGACGAGGUAAACUGGUCUCACUGGAACAAGCACUUGGGCAUCAUCAACGAGGACCCAGGCAGGAACGAGACGUACCAGUACUACGGCUUCUCGCACACCGCGGGGCGGCUCGGGCAAGAUCGCUGGUCCUCCGUGGUGCCUCGUGUGGUGGAGCUGAACAAGAACUCGAACCCAGACGACGUGGUGGUGCCCCUGGACACCAUGGCGAACCCCAGCUGUGACGGCCACCAGCAGAGCUACCCCCCCAAGUGGAGGACUGACGAUGCCCCGCUCUAGGGCUGCGGGCAGGGCCAGGUCUCGGGCCAGCACCCCGCCCACGCCCUCCGCCCCGCCCACCUGCAUUUCAGCGGUGCCUCGCAGGAUGUCAGCAUGCCCGCCUCUGCUCCCCGGAGGGGAGGGGUGGCGGAGGUGCCAGGUUGGCCAGGACCCUCCAGUCCCCAGGCUCCUGCCCCCAGCUCUGUCUCCUCCCCCCGGGCCAGGGCUCCUGGCCGCCUGUCUCACUCCCAUGGAGUCAGUAAGUGGACGCUGGGUCCCUCCGCCCGUGGGGCCCGCCCCGCCUCUCCGUUAUUUAUUUGCUGAGCUCUCAGGAAAGCGGCGUGACCCUCGGUGCAGCCUGGCCUCUGGACCCCGUUCUGGGUGCACGCCGGGCCAGUCCCAGCCCCACGCCACGGCAGCUUGGUGACUGCAGGGGGCCCGUGGAGGGGGGCACCUUCCGUGUGUGUUCUGUAGAGCGUCUGGGAUUUGUCGGUGCUCAAUAAAUGUUCACUCAAUGAUGGCGGGGGUGGCGGGGACGAUGGUGGUGAUGGCCAGAUGAUGGCGGAGGUGGUGGGGACCACGGAGGUGGCGGGGACGAUGGUGGUGAUGGUCAGAUGAUGGCAGAGGUGGCUAGGAGGACGGAGGUGGCAGGGACAGUGGUGGAGGUGGUGGGGACCGUGGUGGAGGUGGUGGGGACAAUGGUG